This is a messenger RNA of Thalassophryne amazonica, 4744 nucleotides long. RefSeq names its product regulator of G protein signaling 12a (gene rgs12a). Gene Ontology annotation, biological process: signal transduction. Gene Ontology annotation, molecular function: protein binding; GTPase activator activity. The record is from RefSeq and is a predicted model, not a curated record. Lineage: Eukaryota; Metazoa; Chordata; Actinopteri; Batrachoidiformes; Batrachoididae.
AAAUCAUAAUAGUGUUGGCACACAAAUGUGUUUGAGUUCCCACUCAUUGGAUCUCACAGCAUCUACGGUGAAGAUGAGGAUACAUGGACAGCCUGAGGCAACAAGAAGGCGUUUGUUUUUUAAUCCAUUUGGACAACUCAGAAGUGUGGAGGUUGUUCGUGGUCGGACAGGAUAUGGCUUCACUAUUUCAGGACAGAAACCGUGCCUGUUGAGUGGGAUCCUAGAUGGAAGCCCGGCUGACCUGGUAGGACUCAAACAGGGUGACUGCAUUAUGGGUGUUAAUGGAGCAGACGUGUCCACAGUUUCACAUGAGACUGUAGUGCAGUUAAUUGGGAGCUGCAAAGGUCCUUUGCGACUGGUGGUGCUUGGCGAAGAACGAAUAAUAAAGAACCCCAUCCUUAAUGAUACCAGAUUUGGGAUUGGUAAUAAAGAGAGUAGUUUCCAGAAGGUUGCUGUUCUUCGUACUGUUUCAGAUGAUUCAAGCAAUUCUUCCUUUAACUCAAGCCAUGGUUUCACUGUUAAACACAGGCCGGUAUCAGAACCUGAUCUGUCACACUGGCUGCAACACUGGAGCUCUUCAACCAAGCAGCCAAAUGUGCAACCUGCCAGGGUGGAGGACUCAGACUCUGUCUUUACAGAGUCAGAAGACGCAAAUCCAGACUGGAGCAUUUUAAAUGUGACCAUGGUUGUCGGCUACUUGAGCUCCACAGAGUUGAUCUUGAACACUGCUGAAUCAGAGGUGGACUGUUUAAAGGCCAUUCGGGGGCGAAUCCGGCAGCUAGGCAUGGAGCAGAAUACCCACACGCUGGUGAUGAUGAAGAUCACCUUUGAUUGCAUCCACCUUUGUGACGAUGCAGGAGUUGUUCUGGCAGCUUUUCCUGCUGAAAACCUCAUCUUGGGAGCGCUGUGUGCUGAAGACCCUCGUUUUUUUUGCUUGGUCACAACAGCUCAUGUUGUCAAUGGCCGAAUCUCAGAGGAUGGUCCACUGCGGGCCUCCUCCCAUGUGUUCUUCAUUGAUCCACUCUUAGGUCACCAUGAAGACCACAUAGGCAUUGCCGGUCUCUUUGGCUUUGAUUGCACCUCAGAUCCAGAUACUUUGGGUUGCCUGGAAUUCCCUCAUACCCCAACUGAUGUCCUACACUUUGUAACUGUCCUGUACAGUGACAUGGGAGGGGCUGUGGAGAGACUUCGAGUCAAGCUUGAUAUGGAAACUCGGGACCAAGAUAAAGAGAAUGGCAGCACUGGAAAACAAAGUAGUAGUAGCAGUAAUGGGGACAGUGGGAUUGGCAAUGCAUCCCCCCCUGAGGGGAGACUGGACAGGGAUUUCCCUUCUGCCGCCCAAAACCACCCUGGAGGCCACCUCCCCAGCUGUCCCUGGGAUUAUCCUCUGCCUGAAGAGCUCACCCCAGCAAACCCUUCUGAGACUAUUCGAUGCCUUAAUCCAGGGAGUGAUGCGGGCACAGAUUCCCUUUUUGAGUCGCUGUCUGGCCCCGAUUCUCUUGCUAGCUUUUAUGGAGGUCCACCACCCCUGCUUAAGUUCCGUUUUAAGCCCCCUCCACCUCCUUUGCCUUUAGCUAAAAAGACAAAUUUCCUUGGAGAUCCUCUGAAAAGAAGUAGUCAAAGAUGGUUCUCAAAGCCAAAGUGGUCUAAACCCCAAGGGAAUGAUCCUGAGCCUCAAGUGACGUCCAUAAAUAAAUGGUUCUCCAUUGAUAGCCUUAGCACUGGUACAAAUGUCCUGCCUCCCCCUAUGAGUCAGAUCCCACCAGACAAGUCCUUGUCCACAGAGGUGUUGAUGCUGCCUCCUAGAGAAGAAUGGACCAGACAGUUCUUUGAGCAGAGGGAAAAACAGCAGAAGGAUGGUGCCUGCAAAACUGGCUCCAAAUUUUGGGGCAGAGGUGUCCGUGCUUCUAAGAGGCGAUCUGCAAAACGUCUCAGCCUGGCACGAUCGCUGGAUGACCUCGAGUCUGCUGCUUCUUCAGAUGGUGACUACACUGGUGGAGGUGGAGUUCAGUUGCAGGGAUGCUGCAGCCAGAGCAGCCUGAACAGUAAUGGCAGCCUUCCAGGAGCAGGCAGCCAUCGCAGGGUUUCAGAGCAGCAAGUGGCCAGCUGGGCAGGCUGCUUUGAGCACCUCCUUCAGGACCCAGUGGGUGUGCGCUACUUCUCGGAAUUUCUCAAGAAAGAAUUCAGUGAGGAGAACAUCUUGUUCUGGCAGGCCUGUGAAUACUUCAGUCAUGUCCCUGCAACUGACAAAAAGCAGCUAUCCCAGAGAGCAGGUGAGAUCUACAACAGCUUCUUAUCUAGCAAGGCCACCACGCCGGUCAACAUUGACAGCCAAGCCCAGCUGGCUGAUGAUGUCCUCACCUCCCCAAAGCCCGAUAUGUUCAAGACCCAGCAGCUACAGAUCUUCAACCUGAUGAAGUUUGACAGCUAUUCACGUUUUCUCAAGUCCUCACUUUACCAGGAAUGUGUGCAUGCCGAGAUGGAAGGUCGCCCCCUGCCAGAUCCCUACCAAAUACCGUGCAGUCCCGCGCCAUCCAAACACAGUGCCAGCUCAGACCGCUCCACCCUUUCCACUCCCAAGAAGGACGCUCGAAAACAGAGGUCAGGGAGAUCCCUUAAUGAGGAUAGCAGAGAGGAGAGUGCUGACAAAAAACGAGGGAUUUUCUUUUCGUGGUCCCGCAACAGGAGUUUUGGAAAGGGUCCAAAGAAGAAGGACAUUGGGGAUAUUAACCUUGACUAUUUGGGGAGCAAUGGACGGCGAGAGUCCCAGGGCUCCUUGUCCUCUGGUACCAGUCUGGAGAUGUCCACUUCCUGCUCAGCUGGCAAGAAUGAAUCUGAUAAUCGCCACUCACUACCUGUGUGGGAGCGGGUGCGCGAGUGCUCGCCCAAACACUGCACCGUGGUGCUGCCUGACGGCUCCUGCUCAUCUAUUACUCUCCCGCCCGGCGCCUCCAUUAGGGAAGUCCUCCAAGAUCUCUGCCACAACAUAAGUGUCAAUAUCGCUGCUGUCGACCUCUUCCUGGUUGGAGGGGAGAAGCCUUUAGUGUUGGAUCAAGACUGCUUGACCCUGAGUUCACGAGACGUGAGGCUGGAGAAACGCACUUUGUUUCGGUUAGACCUGGUACCCAUUAACCGCUCUGUGGGGCUGAAAGCCAAACCCACCAAACCAGUCACUGAGGUCCUACGUCCUGUCGUGGCCAAAUAUGGCCUCCACCUCAGUGAUCUUGUGGCCAAAAUAAGCGGAGAAUCUGAGCCAUUGGACUUGGGUGCCCCUAUAUCUAGCCUGGAUGGAUUGCGUGUUGUGUUGGAGCGAGCAGACCCAGCCUCAGUGAAAGACAAAUUAAAGUCUUCCUCUUUAAAAUGCCACCCGCCAACCAGGAGUCUUUCUGCAACAGGAGAUGAGAGGUCAUCAGGAAAGGACUUUUCUGUGAGAGCAAGUGGACCAGACUCUGCGCACCCAGGGGAAAAGAGAAAACAGAAAAAGAUUAAUAUAGAUGAAGCUGAAGAAUUCUUUGAGUUGCUGAGCCGGGCACAGAGCAGCCGAGCCAACGACCAACGCGGACUCUUAAAAAAAGAAGAUCUGGUGCUUCCUGACUUUCUGCGCCUGACUCCUCCCAUCUCAUCUUGCUCCGUGCCCCCUGACCUGGCCUGCUCAACCCCGGACUCCUUGAAAAAAACACAGGGGCCAGGCCGGGAGAACGGUUUCUCCUCACGUGCGCUGCUUAGCUCCAGCCAUCGAUCGGAGAGCCUGGACUCCUCCCUCAGCUCCAGUGCCAAAGGACACUCGGGGGCCAGGCGGUGCCUCAUGCCCCCUCCUCGACACCCAACGUUUGGGACCCACCUGUCCCCCAUUCCACAGUCCUCAGACUCCCGGCCAAGCCUUCGCACUGUGGAGGAGGACAGCCACACCGACUUGACCCUUGUUGGGGAAGGCGACAUCAGCAGCCCGAACAGCACCCUGCUGCCUCCAUCACCAUCCCCCAUGCCAUCUUUAGAGAGCAGUCUGCCAGAGGCCAACUUCACCCCGCCACUGCCUUGUCCUCAGUCUCAAGACCCAAGUGGAGACGGCAAGUCCACUUCAGGCGUGGAGGAAAGAACAGAUACAAACUCCUACACAAAAUCACCUGUUGACAGAACCGACACUGCCCACACGGUUCAGGAGGUGAUGGAUGUGGCGGGAGUACAUCUAGAAGAAGGAACACUGGAAUUGUCCCACGGAGAGGAAUCUGAGCUCAGCCUGAGUUUCCAGGGUUACAUUGCUGAGCUGCGCCAGUGCCAGAGCAAGAUGCGAAACACCCAGAUGCCCCACAAUGGCCGCAACCCAGCAGACGGCAAAGACUCCAAGACCGAGCUUUAUAAGGCAACGAUUGUCUGAGGGGAACCCCUGUCACUGCUGCACUUUGGAAGCCUGGCACUGUUUUGUUUUCUCUCUCUCUCUUUUUUUUUUUUUUUUUUAAAGAAUGGGCUGCAUGUACAAAAAUGUUGACAUCCACUUAAAAAAAAAAAAUUCUGGUAAUAGAUAUUGUAUAUUUGUUAGGAAUUCUUGCAUUGUGUUGUUAAUUUUUAGUAUUGUAUUAAUGUUUGGACUGUGGUCACUUUUUGUUCGGACAUAAUUAAGUAUAAGUUAUAAUGUAAGCCAUGUUAGACUUGGGAUAAGCACAGAUGAACCUUGAAAUUCACUUUUUGCUACACCUUUCAAAUAAUGUAUGACAGUUAUUGUACGAGUUUCUUUCAAACCCUUCAG